AUGAGCGACACAUCAAAGAAGCAAAGGAGGCAGCGAGCCGUGCUGUCCUGUAAUGACUGUCGUCGGCGGAAACUGAAGUGCGACAGAGAGCUUCCGUGCAACAGGUGCAAAAACGGUGGCAUUGCAGAUAGCUGUGCUUACAGCCCUGAAGCGCACGGUGUAACAGACCCUCAGGAACAACCAGUGAAGAGACAGCGACAAUCUUUAACCAGACAAGCAGCUUCAAUUAUUCAAGGUGAGCCGCAGUCUCAUGGAAAUGUCCGCGAAACCUUGGAUUGCUCGGACAAAGCCCAGUCGGACAUUUUGCCUAAACACCGAAUCGAGCAACUUCAGUUUCAGGUCGCACUUCUCAAAGAACAAAUCUCCAUUCAAAGACAUCCUGUCGAGGACCAAACAUUGGGUUGCGCUCAGUUCCCUGAUCAGGGCGCAUCUAAGCCUGCUCCUUUGAUGGGGCUGCUGAAAGGGCGCAACUACGCGACUUUCUUCCAUGGCUCUUCUUCAGCAAUCUCUAUAAUGGCACAUUUUUCGGACCUUCGAAGCUUCAUGAAAGAUAUCUACCAGAACUCCACAGCACAAAGGCUUCAGCGAGACAUGAAGGCGUUCGAAGACAGAGCUCAGCCGAUGAGUCGAUCUUAUCGCGUCUUGUCAGUUACGAGCUUGCGAAGUCUGCUCCCUGAUCGAGCAACGGUUGGUGCACUCAUACGGCAGUACCUCGAUACCUUCGAAACAACUUACAGAGUGCUGCAUAUCCCGAGUUUUGAGGCAGCAUAUCAAGGUUUCUGGAAUUCUGAACGGUCCGGAGAUGUAGAAAUGGAUGCGUUAGUGCUUGCUAUCCUAGCAUGCACACUUUGCACUUCGACCCACGACAGCCCGCGGUAUAAUCACAAUGGAUCGACUUUUCAUACCAAGGCAGUCAUUUGGAUCAAAGCCUGUGAAGCUUGGCUUAAGCGACACAGUAACAAGCAUCGAACCCUUAUCUCUCUUCAGGUUCGUUGUCUACGUAUAUUAGCUCUGUCAACGACCUCUCAUAAGAAGAAAGAGUACUAUCAAGAUGUGCAAGCACAUAUAGCGUUCAUGCGAUCAUCCGGCCUGCACAGAGAUCCUAGCAUAUUUGGAACUCGAUGUUCAGCUUACGAGGGUGAGAUGCGUCGGAGACUCUGGGCAACCUCUAUGGAAUUGGAGCUUCAGGCGUCCAUUGACAAAGGUUUACCUUCCGUAAUCUCCAGUCUCGAAUACGACUGCACCUCUCCCCGAAAUAUCAACGACGCUGAUCUCCCUGUCGACCUGACGGAACUGCCGAAUAGCCAUCCCAUUACUACCUUCACAGACACAUCCUACCUCCAUCUCUCUAUGAGGACGAUCGAUCGUAGAACGAGAUUUUGUUCUCUAGUAAAUAGUUUCAAGGCUAGCUUGAGCUUUCAAGAUAUACUUCGCCACACGGAGGAUAUUCAACGAUGCUUACAAGCAACCCCGAAGUGGGGGGACUCAAGAUCUCUCCAAGCCCGAACACUUCUCGAUCUCCAGUUGCGGCAGUUUUUGGUGAUAUUACACACAUCAAAGGUACUGGGAGUGGACCUUCAGCUGGGGGCAGAAGGCCGUUACUCAAUGAUAGCAGCACUAGAGGCGUCAGCUGCGCUGAUCGAUUUGCACACGCAUGUUUUGAAUGCUUCGGUCUUUACUCUUUGUUGUACGCGUAAUGACUACUACAGGGCAGCAUUACUCAUAUGCCACAUUGCUUAUCAUGCCAGCAAAUCUAAUCACACGGUAAUCGCGCAAGUCGCAAAAUUAACUUUCAACCAGUGCUUACAUCAAGCUCUUCGUCUUCAAGAAGAGCGUGCGAUGAGGCCCGGUCGGGGCAGCCAGCAGCACUGGUACCUGAGUGCAGCCAUGGGUCUAGUCGGUCUGCAAUUCGACCCUUCUCAAUCUGAGGCUAUGAAACUUCAAGCCAUUGACCGUGUUUCGCGUCUGUUAUACAAGACGCUAUCACUGCUAGAUGACCCAGACGAGCAGUCCUUGGCGAGUGAGGUCUACCUCGACGACACAUCGGCGACGGGCAUGCUUGUUGAUGCGUCCUCAAGCACCACCGCAGAGCCCCUCUUGGCGGAGGGAUUUACCAAUGCAGGGCUGCGCUUCGACGCGUUCGACCUCGGGAGCACAUCGGAAUGGAUGCUAGACGACUUUUGGUUCUUCAAUGACGUUUCCUCCCUUGGAUUUGAUGAUCAGCACAUCUCUGGACUCUAA
Molecule: messenger RNA, 2241 nt
Organism: Cucurbitaria berberidis CBS 394.84
Lineage: Eukaryota; Fungi; Ascomycota; Dothideomycetes; Pleosporales; Cucurbitariaceae
Exons: 5
Coding region: 1-2241 (746 amino acids)
Biological process (GO): regulation of transcription by RNA polymerase II; DNA-templated transcription
Cellular component (GO): nucleus
Molecular function (GO): zinc ion binding; RNA polymerase II cis-regulatory region sequence-specific DNA binding; DNA-binding transcription activator activity, RNA polymerase II-specific
Source: RefSeq, a predicted model, not a curated record